This is a messenger RNA of Alosa alosa (allis shad), 2229 nucleotides long. RefSeq names its product ribonuclease H1 (gene rnaseh1). Gene Ontology annotation, biological process: DNA replication, removal of RNA primer. Gene Ontology annotation, molecular function: nucleic acid binding; RNA-DNA hybrid ribonuclease activity; magnesium ion binding. The record is from RefSeq and is a predicted model, not a curated record. Lineage: Eukaryota; Metazoa; Chordata; Actinopteri; Clupeiformes; Clupeidae. The transcript is spliced from 8 exons. Bases 329 to 1279 code for a protein of 316 amino acids.
UGAACAGGACCAGUUGAACUUGAAAUCACAUGGAACGCGAGGUGGAACGCUUAGCUUUGAGUAGCCAGAAAUAUGUUUGUUUAAUUGAUUCAAUAAAUCCUUCUAACUCAAAUCCGCGUCAGUACAAGCCCAGAUACAGUUCAGUUUCAUUAGAUAAAAGUAACGUUAUUUGCAACUCCUGUUAAAGAGUCUUGAUGCUAGCCUUCUAAGGUAAUGAUAGUGUAGAGAUAGCUAGCAAACAUUUGUGAUUGGAGAGGGUAAAACGCCUCGAUUAUCAACGCAUGUCAUGCAUUUUAAAAAUGUUCGUGUAAAUUAGUUGUGCGGCUUGAUGUGGAGAGUGACUAGACUGUGUUUAAGCAGGUUGUGUAACGUUAGGGGUUUGUGCAGUGGUGCAGAGGAAAUGGGCAAGAAAGGGACAUUCUUCUACGCCGUGAGGAAAGGACUUCAGCCUGGCGUAUACAAUACUUGGGAUGAAUGCAAGAGUCAAGUCGACAAGUUUCCAUGCGCAAGUUAUAAGAAGUUUGGCUCAGAAAAGGAUGCCUGGGAGUUUGUGAGGAGCCAACCAACAAAAUGCUCGUCCGUUAAAGAAGCAGAAACCAGCAGCUGUGACAUUGAGCUCCCUAAAAGAGCCCCCAGCUAUGAGGCCACGAUGGCAGCUGUGAUGGGAGGCCUAAAGAGGAAACUGGGGAAUGUGAAUGAAGAGGAGGAGAAGAAAGUAGAGGGGGAUGAAGUGGAUGGGUGUGCUGUUAAACGGGUGAAGGUGGCAGAAGACAAGCCCCAGAACGUUAGCCCAGCACCUGCUGAAAAGACUGACUUCACCUACAUGGGUGAUGCCGUGGUCGUCUACACAGAUGGCUGUUGCGAAGGCAAUGGGAGGCCUGGAGCUCGUGCAGGAAUCGGGGUGUACUGGGGACCCAACCAUCCCUUAAAUGUUGCAGACAGACUGGGCGGCAGGCAGACCAACCAGAGAGCAGAGCUUCAGGCUGCCUGUAAGGCUCUGGAACAGGCCCGAGACCUGAAAAUCAAGAAGCUGGUGCUGUACACCGACAGCAAGUUCACUAUCAAUGGGGUCACCAGUUGGGUGAAAAAGUGGAAGCUAAACGGCUGGAGGUUAAAGGGAGGUGGCAAAAUCACCAACCAGGAGGACUUUGAGCGUCUGGAUGCACUGAACCAAGAGUUGCAGGUGGUGUGGCAACACAUCCCAGGCCACGCAGGCUUCGCAGGGAACGAGGAAGCUGACCGACUCUCCAGGCUAGGCGCUGCCAAAACUCUGGAGUAGCCCGUGAAAGAGGCCUUCGCUCCUCUUACACUUCCGCCUGCCACCAGACCUGCCCCUCCUCCGCUAUGAUGUCUUGCUUUAGACGAGGAGGACCAUCCCCAGGUUCCAAAGACCCAACUGGCCAGUUGACCAUCACUGAGUUUCUCCUCUGCACCCCACUCCUGUGCAGACGCUUUCUCUGCCUGGUGUGCACCAGCGGGUCGUGCAGAGAGGUAUGAGUGCCUAUGCAAUGUCCACCUUCAGAUGUGCACCUUCAAAAUGGGAAGUUGUAAAAAUACAUGCUAUACUAUGUUUGUUUUGCACCCAUCCCAAUACCUUCUGAAAUUGUAAGAAUAGCUAUUAUGUUGAUCUGGUGAGAUCUGCUUGUUCUAAAGCAUUUGAAAUGUAGCCCAUCAUCCUCUCACUGCCGUAUUAAGUGAAGUGAACAUAAUUCAUGGACCAUGAGUUCAUCAAUGAAGUUCUCUUGUAUGAGGUGUCCUGCCUUAUUCAGGGCUGGGAGAGCUCUGCUGGGGCUCAGUUCAGGCCAUGAUUCCAGGUGGUUUAGUGGCAAACCUUGGUAAGAUAACCCAGAGGAAGUUGUAAACCUGAUAACGGAGCAGCCCCGAGGCGUCAGUCUCCAAACUAAACAAAGCCAAAGUGCUCUUCUAUUAGGAGGUUUACCACUUUCUCUGGGUUAACUUACCCAGAUCUGCCUCUUAACCACCUAGUUGGAAUACAGCCCAGAACUCAGUACCCAGUCCUGCCCCCCUGGAUUCCUCUGCAGCCUCUGUUAAAUUCAUAGCCAACAUAAGUAGGGGAGGAGUUGUACUGAUGCACUUAGAGGCAAUGUAAUUAUUUAAAUACACACACUAUUCUUACGCUAUCUUUGGUUUUUAACAAAAGAAAAACUGCUUUUGUUAGCUAUUGUUUAGUCUUUUUGAUUGUUGAAUAAAGUUAUUUGUUGUCAGUUU